AAUCAACUGGACUUUGAAAAUUUUUUCACCUGUACAUUUUGACUAGUGGAGAGAAAGGUAGCAAUUUGAAGCAUGAAGACUAUGAUUCUACUGCUUUAUCUUCUAGGAUCAACUCAGUCAUUACCAAUGCAGCUCAAACCUGCUUUGGGACUUCCUCCAACGCAGCUGGUUCCAGAUCAGACAACCCGACUAAACCAACAGCAGCCAAAUCAGGUCUUCCCUUCCUUAAGUCUAAUACCAUUGACGCCGAUGCUCACCAUGGGGUCAGAUCUGCAACUGCUGAAUCCUCCUCCUGCAAGAAUGGCACCUGCUGCCCAUACCCUCCCACUGACCCUGGGGGGAUUAAAUGUUCAACAGCAGCUGCAACCCCAAAUGUUACCACUUAUUGUAGCACAACUUGGAGCCCAGGGUACUAUCCUAAGCUCAGAGGAAUUGCCAGUGGCCCCGCAAAUCUUCACAGGCCUCAUCUUCCACCCCCUGUUCUCCGGAGCCAUCCUGCCCACCAGCCACGCUAAUCCAGACGUCCAGAACACAAUCCUUCCUGCGGGACAAACAGGAGUAAAUCCUGCCAUCCAGGGAACCCCAGAAGGCCCCUCCCCGACGCCCAGUGGCACAGAUGAUGACUUUGAAGUGACUACUCCUGCAGGCAUCCAAAGGGGCAUGCACAUUGCUGAGGAAACCACUACCGGGUUCCCCAAUGGAAUUCAGUAAGCUGUUGCAAAUUUUUUCCACUAAACCACCUUAAGUGUGGUGAUACAUAGAAGUAUUUGUCACUGAGCAUAUUAUGAAAAAAAAUUGAGACA
Eptesicus fuscus (big brown bat) is the source of this 803-nucleotide messenger RNA. It is a transcript of the gene AMTN, whose product is annotated as amelotin. Lineage: Eukaryota; Metazoa; Chordata; Mammalia; Chiroptera; Vespertilionidae. The record is from RefSeq and is a predicted model, not a curated record. Gene Ontology annotation, cellular component: basement membrane; cell-cell junction. The coding region runs from base 73 to 711 and encodes 212 amino acids. Gene Ontology annotation, biological process: positive regulation of enamel mineralization; odontogenesis of dentin-containing tooth. The transcript is spliced from 9 exons.